ACUACAAACAUUGAACCUCCAUUUCCCACAAGGAUUUUAUAUAAUCUUUUCCUUAAGAGAGGACGAGUGAUUUUCUGGGUCACCUUUCUAUGCAAAGAACAAGAACAAAUACCCAUCAAAAGUCACCUUUUUUAUAACUAAUAUUCAAGGAAUUUCUCCUUUUGUAAGUUCAGAUGCUGGUUUGUUCAAUUGUUCUUGCUGUUUUUAGUUUAUUUUCCGACAUAUGUGACGCCAGAUUUGGUCUGUGUUAUGUUUUCUUCCUUUUAUCAAUUUGUACUGGCUGUUAAAUUUUCAUGUCCAGCUGAUUAGCGGGUUCAAUUUCUGAUGAUUAUUAGUUUUUGCUACAAUUAGAAGGCUGCCUUUGUAAUUGGGCUGCUUUUUGAUGUGCUGUUGUUAUCUGGGCUACUGAUCUUCCUUUCGGAUAUGUAGUAUUUGUCUCAGCAGUGGCAUGAUAGGCUUAGACUCUCAAGUUGGUACCUUGAUAGGCCAAAGUGGUGAUGAGGAGCUGUGGGUUUGUGCUGACUUUAAAAAGCUAUGUGCUUUGGAUGCUGUGAAUUUGAAUUCUUUUGGAGAGUUGUAUGGGUAAUCUGAUUCUCUUUGUUCUUGUUGGGAAUUUGUGAAGAUGGAGUUACUGCUUUGUUUAAUUCUUAUGGGGGAGAAUUAUCUUGUGUUUGCACUAAAUGGUAAAGCAAAUGUUAGAUCCCUUGCUGUGGACUUGAAUUUGGCUGUCCAUUGUAAUUCUUCGAUGUAACAAUUUGGGACAGCAUAGACAGCAUAUUUCAUAUCCGAACGAGGCCCUUCUCAGUGUACCUGAAAGGUUUUAGUUUUUCCCUUCAAUUCUCCAAGAUGCAAAGAGUUCGUAUAUCGUCUGAACAAGCACCUGUAUAUAAGCUAGGAGAUUCCCAGAUGGCAUUAUCUCCUAAGUUUAGAUUAGCUAUGAUCCAAUCUUCCUUGUUGAAUCCUACAUCAGAGAUUGAAUUAUCCCUCCAAGGUGAACCCUUAAUUCCUGGGCUUCCUGAUGAUGUUGCCCUUAACUGCCUUCUCCGGGUUCCAGUCCAAAGCCAUGCAGCCUGCAGGACAGUUUGCAAGCGAUGGCAUUUACUACUUGGUAACAAGGAGCGGUUCUUCACCCGUAGAAAGGAACUAGGCUUCAAGGACCCUUGGCUCUUUGUCUUUGCUUUCCACAAAUGCACUGGAAAGGUUCAGUGGCGAGUUCUAGAUCUUACCCACUUCUCGUGGCACACUAUCCCAGUGAUGCCCUGUAAGGACAGGGUCUGCCCUCAUGGAUUUAGGUGUGCCUCAUUACCCCUUGAUGGUACUCUCUUUGUUUGUGGGGGCAUGGUCUCCGAUGUGGAUUGCCCCCUCGACUUAGUUUUGAAGUAUGAGAUGCAAAAGAAUCGUUGGACUGUGAUGAAUCAGAUGAUUGCAGCCAGAUCAUUUUUUGCAAGUGGAGUAAUUGAUGGGAUGGUAUAUGUAGCUGGAGGAAACAGUACUGAUCUGUUUGAGCUUGACUCGGCAGAGGUUUUGGACCCUGUUAAGGGGAACUGGCGUCCCAUUGCAAGCAUGGGAACAAAUAUGGCAUCUUAUGAUGCAGCAGUUCUUGGAGGGAAGCUUCUAGUGACGGAAGGCUGGCUGUGGCCUUUUUUCGUCUCUCCUAGGGGUCAAGUUUAUGAUCCAAGAACUGACAGGUGGGAGAAUAUGGCUGUUGGACUGAGAGAGGGCUGGACUGGUUCAAGUGUGGUAGUCUAUGGGCGCUUGUUCGUGGUUUCAGAGCUUGAGAGGAUGAAGCUCAAGGUUUAUGACAUGGAAACAGAUUCCUGGGAAACAAUAGAAGGGCCCCCAUUACCGGAGCAAAUUUGCAAACCCUUUGCUGUGAAUGCCUGUAAUAGCAAAAUCUACGUUGUGGGUCGGAAUCUGCAUGUUGCUGUGGGUUACAUCUCUAAGCUGAAGCAAAAAAGCAGUUGCGAAAAGAAGUUGAGCUUCAGUGUUACAUGGCAUGUAGUAGAUCCACCAGAUGGUUUUUCUGACUUGACACCCUCAAGCUCUCAGGUUUUGUUUGCCUAAUUUUUCUGUGAUAUUUGCAUCUUGACUUGCAUACUAUUGAAUAAAUUGUAACUAUAUGUAUUUGUGAAAGCUGUAGAGUGCUAAUGGCUGCAUGUAGAACAAAUUUAUCAAUAAUAUGGUUGUCAUUCCCAGCUCAA
This is a messenger RNA of Manihot esculenta (cassava), 2201 nucleotides long. RefSeq names its product F-box/kelch-repeat protein At1g30090. The transcript has a single exon. The record is from RefSeq and is a predicted model, not a curated record. Gene Ontology annotation, molecular function: protein binding. Lineage: Eukaryota; Viridiplantae; Streptophyta; Magnoliopsida; Malpighiales; Euphorbiaceae. The coding region runs from base 847 to 2064 and encodes 405 amino acids.